This is a messenger RNA of Peronospora farinosa, 1182 nucleotides long. The record is from the annotation of a GenBank genome assembly. NCBI's taxonomy places the organism in Eukaryota, Oomycota, Peronosporomycetes, Peronosporales, Peronosporaceae.
AUGGAGACGGAUUGUGCACUACGAUUGUGUAUUGCGCAGCUCCAUAGCUCAGCUGUGUCGUUUGAUACGGAGACACAAAGCUAUGUAGUAGCACAUGCUAAGAUGAGUCGAGUCCAAGUGGUCGGAGUGCUAAUCAAGAGGCUUGACAUGCAGCUCAAGCUUGACGAUGGCACAGGGAUACUGGAUGCAAAGAUUGCGCCAAAUGUUUGCAGACAAGAGCUGCAGUUGGGUGCAUUGGUGGAGUGCGUAGGAGCCAUUGAGGAGCCAUGGCCACCGUCAAAAAUGACAUGUACACGACGCUGGUUAAAUGCAACGCAGCAAGUUUACUACUUUCAAGUGCUUACUAGAGAUCGCAACGUUGAGACACUGAGGAUGCUCGAAGUUAUUCAUCUGUACAACACUGAUUACGCGGUUCCAAGCUCUUCACCUCCUGCUGAUCUCGAGCUGCUUGCUUUUCCUCCGAUGGAUAGCACUACUACACUGAUGUCAGAACCAGGUUCCGAGGUUACUCGACAGUGUUCGGAUGGUCGUCAACCAAACGAAUUCGAAGCUUCUUCGACUCUUAUUGAAAAGCCAUGGGAGCGGCAAAGUGUUGGUGCUCUUCAUCAAGAUGUUGACAUACCUCCGGCAGACUAUCAGUUCGCGCUACCUGAACGAGACCACGCGCUGGUCGAGCAAGGAACAAAGUCGCUUGAAAUCCGAUUGAACGUCGCUCCUUACUCGAUCAUUCAUGUGAAUGACCGGAUUACGAUCAAUGGCAAAACGCUUACCAUUGUUGUAGCGGUUCGCAAGUACUCGAGACUGCAAUCCGUUGUGGAAACGGAAGACAUGAACGCGCUGCUUCCCCAAACUUCCUUUUUGGGAGCGGAGAUUUUUGACGCGGCAGCUGCUGCGGAACGCCAUUACCGCCAGUUUUUUAGCGCCGAGGAGGAAGAGCAUUAUGGCCUUGUUGUAUUCCAGCUAGCUCUUCCUCGCUCGAGUUCCUCCGCGCCAAUAUCGCAGGAAGAGUGGAGCACGUUGGUUCUUCGGCAACUGGAGGCAAAAAAUGGUAUCGGAUGCUCUGUCGCAGACCUCCGUUUUGCCUUCCCCGUUCUGCCAGUCGAUCAAAUCAUGGACAUUCUUGCAAAUCUGCAAUUUGACGCGUUGGUCAUUCAUGUGAACGGUAAAUACCGUCGAGUGUGA